Adineta ricciae is the source of this 1131-nucleotide messenger RNA. The record is from the annotation of a GenBank genome assembly. Lineage: Eukaryota; Metazoa; Rotifera; Eurotatoria; Adinetida; Adinetidae.
AUGCGUGAGAAUAAUCAGACGCCAAAUGCAACUCUUGACGGGAAACAAACAAACGAAACGGCCGAAAAACGAGUUUCAGCGCCCAGCGAAGAGAAUAAUGGCCAGUUGAAUGAACAACUUCAAACCACUACAGAUGCAUCACCAUCUACUGUUCCAAAACCAAGUCUUUCAGAAUUAUUAUCAAACUCACUACCAAUUACACCAGGAAAGAUUCUGUCCGAGCUAAAGCUUGAAGACCCAUUGGAAUUUUUAAAGCCGCGUUAUAUCAAGUGCUUAAGCAAGGGAGAACGGACUCCAGUUCAUUCAGAAAACAACCUUAAAGGAUUAACUGUGACAUGGUCGAAACCAACCGGACAUGAUGCGAAAAAUUUGUAUAUUGUUGCUCAAUUGUCAUCUUGUGAUGGCAAACCACAUCCAACAAAAGUUCUGAUACCACCGGAAACGACAAUUCCGUCAAAAUGCCUACAAGGUCAAUCACGGCCAUCGCUUUCCGAUCUCGUCAUUACCGCAAAGUACGGAUACAAUCCCAACAAUCAAAGCAUUCUCUAUCGCGUAACAGACGAUGAAUAUAACAUGUGUGAAAAGACGUUGGAAAUGUAUAUCUUUAACCGUUAUCAAUGCGAUAUUACAACAGACAAUCCAACUGAAAAACAGGCGAACAAAGUGUGCAGACUAUUAGCUUGCAUUUGUUGCCUAACGAAGGAACAAACCUUAGAACAGAUAUCCGAGGUUAUUCAUACGCCUUGGAUUGAAGAAAGUAAAGGUACGAAACGCUUAGCUGUUUUGGAAGAAGAGAUAUCUCCGAAAAAGCUUUGUCGAUGUGGCAGGGAUGUAAUAGUGGUGCCGUUGAAUACUGACAGUGAAAAAAACGGUUUUCUCGUGAAAGUUAACGCUCAACCUUUGAAAUUCCAUGAGUUUCGUGGCGUAACAGACAAUAGACUCCAAAUACCAUCGCGUCCUUAUGACGGAAUGGAGAGUUUAAACCUGACGGUUUUGAAGGAAAGCGUUUUGGAAACAAUCAAACUAGGCAAAAAUCCACAUGAUCCGACUAGUCUUGAAAAAAUCCAACUUCUCGAUAAGAAUAUUGAUUAUGCAGAUGCAGAAACACCUUGCAGCCACCCGCAAAGUUGA